Molecule: messenger RNA, 1053 nt
Organism: Anthostomella pinea
Lineage: Eukaryota; Fungi; Ascomycota; Sordariomycetes; Xylariales; Xylariaceae
Source: the annotation of a GenBank genome assembly
AUGCGCCCGCGCCUGUCGCUUCAUCAUACAGGGCAUCAGGCACCGCGGACAGGGCAGACCGAGUAUCUUAUCAUUGAUCCGCAACUCAUUGCCACCGGAAAGCCCGCCGCCUGCCAGGUUCGACGAUAUGAGACGAAGUGGCGGAGUCGGAGAUCACCAGAAGAGAUAGGCCGCUUCAACACCUACGAUGAGCAGAUAAGGAAGCAGAUGGUCGACGAAAACAAAUAUGUCAGUUGGGAGUUGUCUGACACCUCCCUGACUCCAGCGAACGUUCGGGCAGGCGAAUCUUUAAAGGAUAACAUCGGGCUACAAAGCCGUAAGAGUAAGGGGUUUCGGUGCUCUAUCCCGCGUGUAUCUCUUCGCGACGCGUGUCCCUGCCCACGCUGCAUUGACCCGUCAUCUGGUCGUAAGGCAUUUGCCACUGCCAACAUACCCUCCACGCUCUUGAUUAGGUCAGUCAAAACCACAGACGACUGUUGUCUACAGGUCAUAUGGGAAGAAGAUUUCCUAGAACGAGGAUCCCAGGGCGUGUCCCGAUACACGCCGGCAGGACUGAAAUGGCUUUCUUUGGGACCUAACUUCGCAAAACGCGGCGAGAGUGCAAAAUUGAUGCAAUCUGGCCGGCGCCCUUGGGAUCAAGCGACAAUCGCCCGGGAAAUGACAAGAGUCAUCUACGCAGACUUUGUAGCAGGAGGCCCGGCUUUCUACAAUGCGAUCAGGGGCUUCUACCUUCAUGGACUCUUCCUCAUAACCCAUUUGCCGGACGGCGCUGAGGAAGCCAUACACUCCCUGACCAGAAUGAUAGGGGAACCACGAGGCAGUAGUAGUAUUUUUGGCUAUUUCAGCCGACCCAAAUGGGGACCCGAGGACGAAGUGCCCUUGCAUACUGUACAUGCAGCCUUCAUGCGCUCACCGGCCCUCAAACUUCUCCACUGCCUCCAGAACACUUGCCGUGAUGGGGGUGAAUACCUGUUCAGUGAUGGACUAAAGACGUCUAUCCAGACCGGUAUCGAGGACCCUGAGCUCUUUCGGCUCCUUGCGAGCGGCACUUAG